UCCUCAACUGCUAGAGCCACUCCUCUAAGAUUUCAUUAGUAUAACGCCAUCAGAUAUCUUGAAGUGUACCAGCUUCAUUUUUGCAAGAAAAUGUAUUUUCUCACAAUUCUGCUGUUUUCCUACUUUCAAGUCUCUCAGCAGAUUCAGAAUGCAACUGCAGAUGGCAGAGAGAUACUUUCCAACCCCAUUCUCACACCAGUUCAGGGCACUUUGGAAGUAAUGUUGAACCAGAACGUGAGCCUCUCCUGUCACUCAGAUUCUGGUUCUCCACCUCUCAAAUACACACUGUUUAAAGCCAGUCAGAAGGUAUCCACUUUAAAUAAGACAGACUUGAUGCCAGCAUUGUUCAACUUGACUAUCAACUCUGCCAGUGAUGUGGGUGAAUACAAGUGCAAAGUUGAGAAUGAAAUCCAUGGUGGAAAAUACAGCACAAGUCUCAAUUUCAUGCUUAAAGAGCCACUUUCCAAACCAGUGCUGCACUCACCCACCUCUCAAGUAAAGAAAGGCCAAAAUGCAACCCUGUCUUGUCUCUCAGAGAAAGGGAAUCUUCCUAUCACAUACACUUUCUUCAAAGGCAAACAGAGCAUAUCUCGACCAGUGAAGAUGCAGAAGAAGGAAGCAGCUGUUACUUUUGUACUUAUCAAUUCCUGUAGCGACUUAGGAACCUAUAAAUGCAGAGCUCAAAAUAACUUUCACAAUACUACAAAAUACAGCAACAGUUUCAACUUUAUAUUAGCAGAGGAGAGUUGUGAUUCUCAACCCUGGAUCAUUUUUCUUGGGCUAAUCUUACUAGCGUUUGUGAUAGGAUUUGCGCUGGCAAUUCGAUUUUUCAUCAUUCCUUCAUGUAAAACAGAAAAAUCUACAUCUGCUGUGUCCUCAACAGGCCUUCCUUUAACGGAUAAAGUAGAAGAGUCAGAAAAUUACGUCACAUACACAGAGAUUAAGCCGAUUCAAAAACGGGAAUGUGCAGUAUUUUCUGUUAGUAGAAGAGAAGAUGAAAAAGAGAAGAGGGAAAGUCCUACAAUCUAUUCACAGGUAGUCGUAAGAGAUGGUAUACAAGCUGGACCACUCCAUUCUCUAGAGUAGCAUCAUUUAUCAAGACCAUGAAGAGAACACUCAUCUCAUCGUAUCUGCAAAGAAAAGACCACACCUAUUACCACUUUUGAUGUAUGAAAUAAAGAACUGAUUAAGUUAUGUACAAAUGAUGACAAGCUGCAAAUAUAUUUUUUUUGCUACAGUGCACCAAGUUUUGUGAAGACACCCAUUUUCUUAAUGACAUUCCUUGCUUUCCUAAUUAUAUUUCUUUAAAUUAUUAGGUCACUUUAGUACAUAAAGUAAAUGUUAGUUUUGUAUUACAAGAGUAUUUUCUGUAGAAGCAGAGUAUAACUUUCUUCUGUUAUCUAAUAAACAGACGAUGUAGACUACUGCUCA
Anas platyrhynchos (mallard) is the source of this 1431-nucleotide messenger RNA. Lineage: Eukaryota; Metazoa; Chordata; Aves; Anseriformes; Anatidae. The record is from RefSeq and is a predicted model, not a curated record.